Quercus robur (English oak) is the source of this 1999-nucleotide messenger RNA. Its product is annotated as cyclic nucleotide-gated ion channel 1-like. The record is from RefSeq and is a predicted model, not a curated record. The transcript has 7 exons. Bases 523 to 1713 code for a protein of 396 amino acids. NCBI's taxonomy places the organism in Eukaryota, Viridiplantae, Streptophyta, Magnoliopsida, Fagales, Fagaceae.
UUUUUAUCCAGAUCCCUUCCCUCUUGUUUCGCCUUGUAAAAUGCAUGCUUCUUGAGUUUGUGAUCAGGUUCAAUUACACAUUCUCUUUCUCACUAAGAGCCGGGGUUACAUUUUAUUUUUUCUUGAAUAAGUAUUCGUUCCAUUGAUCCAAGAAAGAACGAGGGGGCAUGCCAAGGUCAAUGCCAGACUGAUAGACCAUGUAGUCUCAACCAAGCCAACUUCACCAUAUUUUCAACCACCCAUUAAGGAGAUAAAUAUUUUGUGAUGCUAUUUAUAACUCCAAUUUUUUAUUUUUUUUUUAAGAAAUACUUGUUGUUUACUUUUAUUAUAUUUUUGAACGAUUAGGUCAAUAGCCUUAUUUUUCAUUAGUAUUGUUGCACUUUGAAAUAAAUGAAAAAUUUGUUAGUAUUGUCUAAUCUCCGUUUUCCAUUUCUCCAGGAAUCAAAAUUCAAACUUUUUUGGUAAAGCUCGUUGGGUUGUGUAAACAUAGUUCAGAGGAUAGAUCAUCAACAAGCUUUAGGUAUGACUACUCCUAGCCAAAGUGACCAAACGCCAGGGAACGAUGCAAGCAAUGACCAUAAGAAGCUUGUUAAUAUCGUACUUGUAUCAUUGCGCGCGAUCGCCCUAGCACUGGAUCCCUUGUUCUUUUUUGUUCCUGUGAUCCAUGAAGACAAGAAGUGCAUUAGUGAAGACAAAACAAUGUGGAUCAAUGCUAUUUUUUGGCGAUCAGUCCUAGAUUUCAUUUACCUAGUGCAUUUUGUAAUGCACUUUCCAAAUACUUGCAACCAAAAAGGAAGAGAUGAAGGUGUCUCCAAUAAUGCAGUAAUUGUACAGGGCACUAAUGCACCGAACACAGACUCUGGCCCUAAAGAUGAGACAAGUGCAAAACGUCAAAGGCACCCGCUGAUGUGUUUCAUGUUUGACAUUAUAGUUAUUCUUCCCAUUCCACAGGUGUUAAUGACAAAUGCACUCUCAGAAAUGAGACGCGCGAAAUAUACAGAUAAUGUAACAAUCCUUAACAUUGUUCUUCUUAUCCAAUAUGUGCCAAGAGUUCUUCAAAUCUACCUAUCCUUGAAGGAACUGGAGGAAUUUAAAAAUAUUCCCAUACUGAUCAGAGCUUCAUUCAAUUUCUUUCUAUUCCUCCUUGGUGGUCAUGUAGCAGGAGCCUUUUGGUAUUUUUUCUCAACUCAACGACUGAUAUCUUGUUGGCGUAAAGCGUGUUUACAUCAAGGUGGAUGCAUCCAAGGUUCUUUUAACUGUGACCACCGUUUUGGAAAUCUCUCUGCUUUACAUGAUUUCUGCUCAAUUGAUUCAAAAAAUACAAGUACCUUUGAUUUUGGAAUAUUUCUCGAAGCCCGUCAGUCCGGGAUCUUAGAGUCCACAGAUUUUCCAAAAAAAUUAAUUUACUCUGCCUGGUGGGGCGUGCGAAAUUUAAGUUCUUAUGGUUCAAACCUCCAAACAAGUACGUACAUAUGGGAAAACAUCUUUGCACUUGGAAUUUCUAUCUUUGGCCUGUUAUUAUUUCUUUAUCUCUUGGGAAACUUGCAGCGUCGUGCUUCAAAAUAUGUAGAAAAAUCUGAGGAAGGCAAGAAUUCGCCAUUGAAUAAAGAUGUUGUUGACAAAAUACUAGAAGAGUUGGGACAGCUUUACAAGGAGCGACUUGCUACAAAAUCAAGUGAAUCACCCAAAAAAAGAUGGUGCUGUUGUUGUUGAACCCAAGACAGCUUCUAUUUUACAACGAGUCUGCUGCUGCAAUCACCCAAAGUGUGUUGGUGCGUAGUGUUGAUGGCUUUGCCGUUGUGAGAUUUGUUUUUCUAGUGAUGGAGUUUCUACUUGUUUGGAUUCUGAAUAAAAAUGGUAUGAUUAGGAAAAAGGACAACAUGUGAAAUAAUAAUCUGUUUGAUGCACCGUAUUAAAUUCAAUAAAGUUUAAUGCGUGUAGAACCUUAUAUUUACAUCGAUCUUUUGUAAUCUGUGUGAUGUGGUAUAGGAUUUGGUUA